GAGCUGCUCAGGGUGAUGAGGACAAUCGAUGAUAGAAUUGUUCAUGAGUUAAACACUACGAUUCCAACAGCUUCCUUUGUGGGGAAAGUUGAUCCUGGCCAGACGUGUAAAGAGCUGUACGAGUCUUUGAUGGAUGCUCACACCAAGAGAGAAAGAAUCAUCAAAGACUGCAUCUCUCAGACUUCCGCUGUAGUGAAAACCCUCAAAGAAGAGAGGGAAAAGGCCCAUGAAGAUGCAGCAUUAUUAAAGCAACUCAGGAAAGAGCAGACAAAGUUGAAAUUGAUGCAGUCGGAGCUCAAUGUUGAAGAAGUGGUAAACGACAGAAGCUGGAAGGUAUUUAAUGAGCGGUGCCGAAUUCACUACAAGCCUCCGAAGAGUCAAUGAUGAUGUGGGGCAUUUUCCAUCAAGGUGGUCCAUAACUGUGAGAGCCAAACUGGAAAGAGACCUUGGGUGAGCUGAAUUGGGACCCUCCAGAACCAGUAGAACCCAGUCUUGUUUUGUUUUGGACCUACUUAGCUGAAUUCUCAAGCUUGAAAUGAUCCUCCUGUAAUUAAGAGAAAACAACUAAUCUUUUGUACAAAAUAUGUGAACAAAUGAGUUUUAUAGUAUUAAAACAAUUUUCAAUCGGAA
Zonotrichia albicollis (white-throated sparrow) is the source of this 630-nucleotide messenger RNA. Lineage: Eukaryota; Metazoa; Chordata; Aves; Passeriformes; Passerellidae. The record is from RefSeq and is a predicted model, not a curated record.